Messenger RNA from Cynara cardunculus var. scolymus (artichoke), 1433 nucleotides. RefSeq names its product GLABROUS1 enhancer-binding protein-like. Lineage: Eukaryota; Viridiplantae; Streptophyta; Magnoliopsida; Asterales; Asteraceae. Bases 55 to 1191 code for a protein of 378 amino acids. Gene Ontology annotation, cellular component: nucleus. The transcript has a single exon. Gene Ontology annotation, biological process: regulation of DNA-templated transcription. The record is from RefSeq and is a predicted model, not a curated record.
CACUACAGAAACCCUAGAUUUCUCUGAUCAAAUUCAGCUUCAUCUGAACCAACAAUGGCUCGAUCGGAGAACGAAACCUCCAAUUCAUCGUCCGCUGAAGAAGAGGAGCUUUCAUCUGAAGGGUCCGAAUCAGAAUCCGAACCCGACAAGACAUCCACACCACCACCCUCUUCGAAGAAGUCGCAACUCACUCCCAAUUCAUCUUCCGAUGAAUCGGAGACUGAGUCUGAAUCCGACACAGAGAAGACUCCUGAGAAGUCUUUGGUACCUUACCCAAACGUCAAACCUUUAGCGUCAAAGCCCAUGGAUGAUGAUGGUGAUGACCAGUUGAAAAAACCUAGAUCUAAGAACCCUACUAUACGCUACUCACCGCCUGUUCACAAGCCAUCCACCGGAAAACGACCUGCGACGGUGGUUGAAGGUGGGGACUUGAAGCGGAUCAAGAAGAAGACGGUGGUGGCGGUGGCGGCACCGGAUGCGGAGAAUAAUGGAGAAAAGAAGCUUUUUCAGAGGUUGUGGAGUGAAAACGAUGAAAUUGAGUUGAUUAAAGGUAUGAUUAGUUAUGUUGAGGAAAAGGGUAAGGAUCCUGUUGCAGAUGUUAAUGAUUUUCAUGAGUUUGUGAAGAAAUCACUUGAUGUUGAUGUUAAUAACCGACAGAUGACUACUAAGGUUCGAAGGUUAAAGAAAAAGUUUGAAAACAAUGUAGCUAAAGUUGAGAACAAAGGGAAAGUUAGGUCUUUCUCGAAUCCCCAUGAGAAGGUAAUGUAUGAAUUGUCGAAAAGUUUAUGGGGUAGUGAUGGUACUAACAAUGCAGUUAUGAGUUCCAGGGUCAAGAAAGUCAAUGUGACACCGAAAACAAACAAGAAUCGAAAGGACAGCAAAGCUGUGGGUUCUGGAAAUGGGAAUGGAGGGAUUGAGGUGAUCCCAUUUGAGGUUGAACCGAAGGUGGUUCAUGCCGCCCCUUCUGGCAAUGAGGUGGACCAUCUUGGUUUAAUGGGGAUGCCGGUAACGGAUGAGAUGAUUAUGAAUAAGGGAUUAGAGUUGGUAUCGGGGGCGAAGAAGGUUGAGUUGCAGCAGAAGUGGAAGAAUCUUAAGGUUCUAGAACUUAAGCAUUUCGUGGAGAAAGUGAAGCUUUUGAAAGAGCAAGCUGAGGUUGUGUUGGAUGCAAUAGAGAAAUCUGGUGCCAAUUAAGGUACACUUUGAUCAUGGGUUGUAUGUGUUUAGGAGUCAUGCAAGUGCAAAGAGUUAUGUUUUGUCAUAUGUGUAAUAUGCUUGUUUGUUAUCUUUAGUAACUAGUUUGGUAAAGUGAACUCAAUCGUAUGGUAUAUGUUUCUGUCAAUGAUAUGUAUCUUCAAGAUGAACAAAUCUAUUGAGCUUGUACCCUAUCAAGUUAGUUUUACUUAUUUAAUGGUAGAUUUCGAUAAUUUUCCAUC